GACCACGAAUCCGGAGACAGGAAUCCACCAGGAAUCCUCGUCCUGCAUCAUGCACACUGGUCCUACAGCAUCUCUAACAAAUUAAAUGAAGAAUAAAAAUAAUAAAUAGCGCUGAAGCACUAAGUACGAUAUCAAGUUCAUUAAUGUUAUAAUAAAAUGUCUCUCAGCCCAAACUCCCGACUGGUGCAACGUACGAUUGAGUUGAACUACACAAACAAGAAACGCUCGACAUCGUUCAAAUGGAUCGUCGUCAAUGCAGUAUUCUUGCUCGUAUUUGUUUAUGAUUUGUCGUGCAAGUGCCCAGGCUACACGUCCGUGCUGCACUAUGUGGAGCUGGGCUGUGCCGUAGUGCUGGCCGCCAACUUGCUGCAGUACGCCGUGCGUCUGGCGCCGAGCCGCGCGCCACGCCUGCCGCUGUCGCCCGAGCAACAGAAGCUGCUCGGCCUCUCCAGCACUGACCUUGAUUCGUCGUUCAUCCUGACGGAGCACAAUGGCAGCGGCCGAAGUGACAGCGGCGCCGCUACAGCCACAGAGGAGCUGUCGCUGUGGCCGGCGCGUUCGCCGCCGCGCACACCGCCGCGCUCUCCACCCUCGCCGCCCCGAGCUCCCUGCGAGCCAUCACCGACGUCGCGCCGCGCAUCUUCGUCGCCCACGCUGUCGCCCGCCGCCACAUUCGCUGACGACGCGGACUCGCUCGCGGAGUACCUUGCGCGCUGCGCGUCCAGCGGCGGGCCUGCGCCGCUCUACCAGCUGUCAGCUGUCGACACCGGCGGCGGGAAGCUGGAGGAGAGCUCGCCGCAGGGCUCGCCCGACACCUGGUGGCGCCUUGACCUCGACCCGCAGCGCCUCACGCAGUACAACCUCAACCUGCGCCUGUGGAUCCACAUCACCAUCCUGCAGCGACUGCUGCGCGAGCUGCGCGCGGCGGACGAAGCGCUGGCGCGCGCGGCGCUGUGCGAGGCGGGCGCGCUGCGCGGCGGCCGCGUGCCCGUGGCGCGCCUGCGCGCGCUUGCGGCGCACGUGCCGGCGCUGGCCGCGCUGGCGCCCUUCCUCGAGCCCUUCCCCGACCAGCGCUAUGCGCUGCGGCGCAUCGCCGAGCUCGCGGAUGGCGGCUGCCUCAGCGCCUACCGCUGGGACAGCGGCGGCGCGGACUGGGAGCCGAGCCAGCCGCCCGACGCCGAGCUGCUGCUGCGCCUCGUGGCCGCCUACCUGGACGGGCAGCUGCCGCGCGGCGCGCGCGCGCGACCCUUCAGCGACGAGUACCUGGUGGAGGGUGCGACGCCGAACAAACAGCUGGCGAUCGCGCGGCUGCGCGCGCGCCCGCCGCACUUUGCGCUGGUAUGGCGCGGCGCAACGCUGGGCGUGGCGCGCGGCCGCAACAACCUGCUGCACACGCUGCUGCUGUUCCUGGCGGCGGCCGCGCGCGCCGACCCGCCCGCGCUCGCGCGCACGCAUCUCGGCCGCGCCGGCCUCAACAUGCUGUGGAUCAUCGGCCGCUAACAACCGACAAUAUAUUUUUACAAUAUACAUCUCAAUAAAUUUUAUCAUAAUU
Maniola jurtina (meadow brown) is the source of this 1552-nucleotide messenger RNA. Its product is annotated as transmembrane protein 209. The record is from RefSeq and is a predicted model, not a curated record. Gene Ontology annotation, cellular component: membrane. NCBI's taxonomy places the organism in Eukaryota, Metazoa, Arthropoda, Insecta, Lepidoptera, Nymphalidae. The transcript has 7 exons. Bases 157 to 1500 code for a protein of 447 amino acids.